Molecule: messenger RNA, 520 nt
Organism: Vicugna pacos (alpaca)
Lineage: Eukaryota; Metazoa; Chordata; Mammalia; Artiodactyla; Camelidae
Source: RefSeq, a predicted model, not a curated record
UAUUUCUGUUGCUUGGAUUCACAGUUCCAGGCCAAAAUCGAAACAAUGGUUGACCUCACCCAGCUCAUGGAAAAUGAAGUGUUCAUGGCCUUUGCCUCCUAUGCAACGAUUGUUCUUUCAAAAAUGAUGUUCAUGAGUACUGCCACCGCCUUCUACAGAUUGACAAGGAAGGCUUUUGCCAACCCGGAGGACUGCACAGGCUCUGGCAAAGGAGAAAAUGCCAAGAAGUAUCUCCGGACAGAUGACAGAGUGGAACGUGUGCGGAGAGCCCACCUGAAUGACCUUGAAAAUAUUGUGCCAUUUCUUGGCAUCGGCCUUCUGUAUUCCUUGAGUGGUCCAGAUCUCUCUAUGGCCCUCCUGCACUUCAGACUGUUUGUUGGAUCACGAAUCUACCACACAAUUGCAUAUUUGACACCCCUUCCCCAGCCAAAUCGGGCUUUGUCUUUCUUCCUUGGGUAUGCAGUUACGAUUUCGAUGGCUUACAGGUUGUUGAGGAGUAAGUUGUACCUGUAACGAGUCA